UUUGCACUCGGCCCUGUUGUUCUGGCGCUGCUAUAAAAGGAGCCGCCCCUGAAGUGCGUGAUCACAACACUGAAGCUCAACCAGAGAUUCACCUGCUCCCCUGAGGAAGAACCAGACCAACGCUGAGAGACAUGGAUCCUUGCGAAUGCUCCAAGACUGGAACCUGCAACUGCGGAGGAUCUUGCACCUGCAAGAACUGCAGCUGCACCACCUGCAACAAGAGCUGCUGCCCAUGCUGCCCAUCCGGCUGCCCCAAGUGCGCCUCUGGCUGCGUGUGCAAAGGGAAGACAUGCGACACCAGCUGCUGUCAGUGAGAGGAGCCUGAUGCACUGUGGAGCCAUGCGCCCUACACUGAUUAAACUGUAGCCGCAAAUGUCUAGAAUGAGAAUAAUGGCUUUUGUACUUGUCUUUCAAUAUUAAAAUCAACAUGUUUCCUCAA
Pleuronectes platessa (European plaice) is the source of this 439-nucleotide messenger RNA. It is a transcript of the gene mt2, whose product is annotated as metallothionein 2. Gene Ontology annotation, molecular function: metal ion binding. The coding region runs from base 132 to 314 and encodes 60 amino acids. Lineage: Eukaryota; Metazoa; Chordata; Actinopteri; Pleuronectiformes; Pleuronectidae. The record is from RefSeq and is a predicted model, not a curated record. The transcript is spliced from 3 exons.